Messenger RNA from Fimicolochytrium jonesii, 1536 nucleotides. RefSeq lists its product as uncharacterized. The record is from RefSeq and is a predicted model, not a curated record. The transcript is spliced from 4 exons. NCBI's taxonomy places the organism in Eukaryota, Fungi, Chytridiomycota, Chytridiomycetes, Spizellomycetales, Powellomycetaceae. Gene Ontology annotation, molecular function: LPPG:FO 2-phospho-L-lactate transferase activity. The coding region runs from base 1 to 1536 and encodes 511 amino acids.
AUGUCCGCACCCAUCCCCUCGCCCCUCACCAUCCCUUCCUUCCGCGCCCACCGCCCCUCCGAAGUCCGCCAUCCCGCCCCCAUCACCGCAACCUCCUCCCCGCGCUCCAUCCUCGUCUUCUCUGGCGGCUCCGCAAUGAACACCUUCGUCAGCAUCCUGCAGGGGUUUACGGAUGACACUGCCUACAUCAUGCCUGUGAGCGAUGAUGGGGGCAGUACGAGUGAGAUUAUCAAAGUUUUGGGUGGGCCGGGGAUCGGGGAUUUGAGGAGUAGGGUUGUGAGGUUGGCGGAGACGAGGGGGUUGGAGGGGAGAGCUGUGCAUGAUCUUUUGAGUUAUCGGUUGCCGUUUGAUGAGAAGUUAUCGGCGAAAGAGGAGUGGUUAGAGAUGCUUGAAGGAAGACAUCACCUGUGGGACGGCAUCUCACACCCGUAUCGCGAGACGAUCCGGACCUUCCUCGCCCAUUUCCAGCACGAACUCUUCCGCUCGGCCACACGCAAACCGCUGUUCAAUUUCCAGGGCGGAUCCAUCGGCAAUUUCUUCCUCACGGGCUCGCGGUUGUUCUUUGACAACCUCGACGCGGCGGUGUUUCAGUUCAUGCGGAUCAUGCGGGUGCCGCCGCGUACCGAGGUCGUGCCGGUGCUGACGACGACAAGGGGCGCGGUGGUGAUUGCGGCCGCGCAGAGGGAUGGGGGGGUUAUUUAUGGGCAGUGUGAGAUCUCGCAUCCGGGGCAGGUUAUGCCGGAGGGGGCGAGGACACGGUCGGGGUCGUUGAAACCCACCCUCAUCCCCUUCACCUCCGUCACGCGCAGCCCCUCCCAAAACCUCAUCUACUCCAAAACAACCUCCCAAUCCCUCUCUUCCCCCCUCCGCCGCAUCUACUACGUCAACCGCGAGCGCCAGGAAAUCUUCCCGGACAUCAACCCCGUCGCCGCCGCACAGCUCUCCCGCAAACGCACAAUCAUCUACGGCUGCGGAUCUCUGUAUACAUCCAUCCUGCCGUGCCUCGUGGUUCCGGAGGUCGGACGCAUGCUUGCGGAUAACACGAAAAGUGGGGGGAUUGCAAGUCCGUACCCGAUCAGGGAUGGUACACCUCCCGCGGCCCGUGUGAAACUACUCCUGUUGAACGGAUCUCACGAUCGCGAGACGGAGGGGUACACCGCCCUCGAUUUCGUGUACGCCAUCACCGACGCGCUCAAUUACUCAUGCAUGGUCGAGCAGAAACGCGGGACGGCACAUCGACCCUCCCUCCCGGACAUCGACGGAAACUCGUCCCUCCCGUUCACCCGCGACCGGGACGGCAAGCCCGUCGACUCGGGCCGCACCUACCUCGGCUCGCCACACCCGCCCGCGGCCUACAUCACGCACCUGCUGUACCCGGAGGACGGGGAGGUGAGGAUUGAUGUGGAGAGAGUGGAGGCAUUGGGGAUUCGGUGUGUUCGGGUGCGCAAGGCGGCGCGGAGUGUUGGGCUUGGGCAAGGGAGGGGGUUGUAUGGAGUUGAGGAGUUGGGGGAGGUUUUGGAUUGUUUGGUUAUCUAA